UGUUACCCUUGGGCAAGAGUACUUAUGGGCGGCCGACAGCCUGCACUUCACUUGGCCGGGGUACCCAGUGAUGUGACCGCACUUCAGCGUCAAAUACAGUUUGUGGAGCACAGGUCGAUAAGUUCCAUGGGACCCAUAAUCUUUGGUCCAACGUUCUGCGGAGCUUUUGGUGGGAAAGGCGAGUUGUAGAGAUGACUGCAAAGACGAGGUGUUUGCAGUUUUGUGUGUGGUUUAUCAGGCGGUGAUGAGGGGAGCUACAUCAAUCGCACAGUUAACGACAUCUCUAACAAGAGAGGCGAUACGCGAAACAAACGAACGUGGCCAAAGGGAUUGCGAGGCUACACAUUUCACUGGACACCCAUCUAGGAGACAGGCGGGAUUGAACCACCGACCUAUCGGACUGCAGCCGAUUGCUCUACCACUGAGCUAUAUCUCCUGCGAAUCACCUCGGAAUUUCCUUAGAUGUCUUAGACAAACGAUAACAAAUAUAUAAUUAGACUAAUCAAGACAGUAUCGCUGUAUAAGACAGUUUCAACGGUGUUGGCGACAGAAGCAGAUCUGAACUCUGUGGAGACUGGUUCAUGGUUCUGACGUCACCGAGCCCAGAAUAUCCAUCCAUGUUUUCAACUCUCUGAAUCUAUCGGGAAGAAUCUGCUAAUUGUGAAGGUUUUUGAAUUGUCCGUGAUCGCCCAGGCCGUGGUGUUACAUCAACCUCAUGUUGGAGUAAUUCGGGGAAGGUUUUGGUGGUUUUGGGAAGUGAUGGAGAUGGAGGUAGCGAAUAAGAUUGGCGGAUUGCUUUAGAUGUGGUCUGUGUGUGAUGGCUAUUGUGAGUUUGGCGUGAGAGAACAGGAUGCAGAGCCCAAAUACUCGACUGCACCAGGAUCAUUACAAAGUGCUUGGCGUGGAUUAUGAUGCGUCGAUUGAUUCAAUUCGUACUAGCUAUCUGCGCCUCGCUCUGAAAUGGCACCCCGAUAAGCACAAUGGUGCAACUGCGGCGACUCUUAAGUUUCAGGAGAUCAAUGAAGCAUACCGAGUCUUAAGCAACCCAUGUAUGCGGCACGAGUACGAUAUGCAUGGCAACUACGGCCUUCAGGAUUACAACUACACUGAUUACCUCAAGCGUUUUAAAAGCUUAAUAUUGACCUGCAAUGGGCUGGGUAUCGGCAGCCGCAUACACUUGUGAUUCUGAUUGGCUAAUCAAUGCCCGACAGGAGAUUUGAAGUUGAAAGCUUUUCUUCUUUACGCUUGCAUGUGUAGAUGACGGAGCAAAGAAAGCAGUAAUGGAAUUGGCUCACUGGAACCUUCUCAACAACCAUAGUUAUAUGACAUAGAACAGAGGCGGCAUUUUAGUCGUUGAUUCCAACUUGCUGGGGCAUCUCAGCGUCUCAAUUGACUUUGACGUACUGUUGUAAUAGGCCGUGGUCUGUACCAGCUUGAUUUUUCUUCGAUUUACUAGUGGAGUGAAGAUGAUUGGAGUGGGUUCGUCACUUGAGUUCGAUCAGAACUAGGAAUGCCCACACCAAUGUCAACAGUGACGCGGUAUAUCGUGUUCACAACUUUUGUAGAUGCUGUAUUGUCUUGAGGUUAGGGUGCCACCAGCAGCCUUCAGUACCGUAGCUUGAUCAUUUUAGAAGUAACAAUCUAGCAUUGUGCUGCUUUUAAAAUGAAUUCUCUGGCAGAAGUGAUAGUCGGUGAUGAAAGCGGUGACAUCGUUGCUUUUGAUCAGUUCAAUCAUGCACUUGUAUUCCACAUGAAAAGAGGAGAUCUGGAGUAACAAUUUUGUGUCUCAUUUAUUAGAAGAUAUGAUUAUCUGCCAAAGUUGAGACCUGUCUUUGUUCCAA
Messenger RNA from Physcomitrium patens, 1841 nucleotides. The record is from RefSeq and is a predicted model, not a curated record. Lineage: Eukaryota; Viridiplantae; Streptophyta; Bryopsida; Funariales; Funariaceae.